Molecule: messenger RNA, 1566 nt
Organism: Sodiomyces alkalinus F11
Lineage: Eukaryota; Fungi; Ascomycota; Sordariomycetes; Glomerellales; Plectosphaerellaceae
Product: S-adenosyl-L-methionine-dependent methyltransferase
Exons: 1
Coding region: 182-1117 (311 amino acids)
Biological process (GO): ergosterol biosynthetic process
Cellular component (GO): endoplasmic reticulum
Molecular function (GO): sterol 24-C-methyltransferase activity
Source: RefSeq, a predicted model, not a curated record
CCAAGCUCCCACUCUGCUCCCAUUGACUCAAAUCACACUUUUCCAUACUUCCAUAAUGAUACUAGAUCUGCAUAUUCUUUCAUAACAUCGAGCCACGAAACCCCCCGCCGCUCCAGCCCAGCCUAGCUGGCUCUUACCCGACUGUCAACGACGACGACCCUCCCUCCUCCCCUCAGCAACAAUGGCCGCAGUCAGCUCCCCCUCCCGACAACCCGCCGAGGAGACCUCGACCUCUCCCGUCAUCAAUGACAACCCAGCCAUCCAAAGUUACUACAAUUCCCUUGAAUCGCGGCUCGGUUACCGCUUCGUCCUCGGCGGCACGCGUCACUUCGCCUACUGGGACCACGACACCUACUUCCCUUUCCCCCUCGGCCCGCCGCUGCGGCGCAUGGAACAAAAGCUCCUCGAAGCCCUCGACCUCCCCGCCGGCGCCUGCGUGCUCGACGCCGGCUGCGGCGUCGGCCACGUGGCCCUCUACAUGGCCUCGCGCGGCGGCCUGCGCGUCCAGGCGAUCGACGUCGUCGACCACCACGUCGCCAAAGCCCAGCGCAACGUCCGCCGCGCCGCCCUGCCGCCCGGCCAGGUCUCCGUCCGCAAGAUGGAUUACCACCACCUCGAGACCAUCCCCGCGGCGUCCCUCGACGGCGUGUAUACCAUGGAGACCCUCGUGCACGCCACCGACCCGGAGGCCGUGCUGGCGGGGUUCCUCCGCGUGCUGAAGCCGGGCGGCCACGCCGCCUUCUUCGAGUACGACCACGACCUCGACGACGCCGCCCACGCCGGGAGCUGGAUGGCGAGCGAUAUGCGUCGCGUCAACGAGCUCGCCGCCAUGCCGGUCUACCAGAAGGCGCGGCCGGGGUACUUCAAAUCGCUGCUCGAGGACGCUGGUUUCGUGGACGUUGACGUCCGCGACUACUCUGCCAACGUACGGCCCAUGCUUCGGCUUUUCUACGUGUUGGCUAUCGUGCCGUACCUUCUCAUUCGCCUCUUCGGACUGCAGAAGUAUUUUGCGAACACCAUCGCUGGCGUCUUGGGUUAUGCGGCUGGUGAUCAUUGCCAUUACCUCGCCAUCAGUGCGAGGAAACCCGGCGAGCUCGAGGUGCAGAAACUAAAGUAGUGCACUCGUUAUGCCUUUUUCUUUUCCUUUUCCAUCCCUUGCCACUAGACUAGACCGUCCUACCCAUAAUUGUUCGUCCAGGAACACUGCUUGGCGAACCGGGUCUGAAAUCCGUCACAAGGCAAAAGAUCAGCCCGUCCCUUCAGAAGCCACCCAUCCCUCUAAAGAGCGUCUGGCUUUUUCGGUCAGAGAACCGCUCCGCCUUGCCAAUCUGACGACCUAAACAUAUGAUCCUUAUAAACACUUUCCCAGUGAGACCCGGGACUGCGAGCAGCACUUUUUUAAAAGACGCAGAAGGGGCCAUUGAUCCCCCGGUCGAUAUAUAAUAGGUAGAAGGGCCUUCAUCUUCCCAGGGCUGACCCUCCUAGCUAUAAAAUAAGGGUUAAUGAUCCAGUUACCUAGAUACUCCAUAGAGUAUUUCCUCUCUAACCUAAUACUUAUUAUACCAG